AUGGCAUAUGAAAAAUCAUUGCGCUAUAAGGAGAGAGUGAAGGAAAGCCAUGACCGACCCAUCAAACAGGCUAAGUGCUUCCAAGAGGGAGAUCAAGUACUACUCUUCAACUCUCGACUAAGGCUCUUUCCCGGCAAAUUGAAAUCAUGGUGUCAUGGACCAUAUUCAGUCACACAUGUGUUCCCUCACGGCGCCGUUGAGAUAUCUCAUCCACAAAAUGGAACUUUCAAGGUCAAUGGUCAACGAUUGAAACAUUACUUUCCGGGUAACAAAACUUUGCCAAAGAAUAGAGUUAUGAGGGUGAAGAAAGUGGCCUACAAGAAUGCUAGGAGGGACCUUUCUCCCCCUCCCAACGAACCAAAGUUUAAGAAUGAAGAGCACAAGAUCUGUUAUGCACUUUUAUCGCGGAAGGGGGUUGGAACCAUUCGGAGAAUAGAUUGGGAUCUCUUGAAGCUGUUGGGUUUGGAUGGUAUAAUCUUGGAGCUCAUCUCCCAUAGUGGGUGGGACAAAUUAUUCUCCAUUGAAGAGCCCACCUACAAGGAGUUAACACUAAAAGUUUUGAGCACCGUCGAGGAACAAAAGAAACCUAGGCAGUAUUAUAACCAUCCUUAUAUGCAGUAUUGUGAGGGUGAGGCCACCCGCAGAGUUAAUUCCCCUGCUGUUGCUACACCAAGAGCUCAGAGAGGUGGAAGGCGAGGAGAACCAACCCCGCCCCCAUCUCCAUCGCCACCUAGGCAGGAGGCCAGUUCAAGGCAUGAUCCUGCAGUGGCAGCUUCUGAGCAUGCCCCGGAGGUUCAGGGAGCUACUCCUGUGCCUGCUUCUGUCCCAACUCCUGAGGCAUUAGAAGCCUUUAGGGUCUCAUUGGGCUACCAAGGGGAGGCAGCCUACCUACCAGGAGUACCAGGACUUCUUAGACUAUUGGAGGAUUUUUUGGGAGGCAGGGCUCAGACUACCCCAGCUCGACAGCUUGGAUGUGGUUCUUUUGAUGGCACUAGUGAUGCCAUGAUUGCUAAAGAAUGGGUCAAGCGGGUAAUUGCUACCUUUGAUGACAUGAGUUUAGGUGGUGAGACCAGACUCGUGGUUGCUACUAGGUUGUUGGAGGCGGGAGCUCGAAUUUGGUGGGAAAGUUUGAAGAGUAGAUCAUUUGGGCAGGGUUACAUGAGAAAGAAUGACGAGUUACAAGCAAGCAAAGUUUUAAGGAGAUGGUACAAUCGCUUUGAGGGCGGAAGCAGCUUGGUUAGAGAAGGCAAGAGAGUUCGAGAGAACAUAGCUAAGAGAAGAAGCUUGGAGGCGGGACAGCCAUCCAAGAAGAGUAGGAGUGAGGGUUCCUCCAAGGGCAAUUCUACUCCAGGCCCCACUAGACCUCCACUAUCUCAGAGUGGUGAUCAGCAGAGACUUACACGUUCUGAUAGCGCUCCUAGUGUCAGAGGCCCAGAAGCUAGUAACAGGUGCAAGAAUUGUGGAAAGCCGCAUAAAGGACAGUGUCAGACACCUCGCAAGUGCUUCCAUUGCGGUCAAACUGGACAUUUGAGGUCAGCAUGUCCAGAGUUGGGACGGGGUGGAUCUACACCAGCAUCUCAGGACCGUCCUAGCCAGUUCAGAGGUUCUCAGCCAGUAGCAUCUUCCCCAGUUACUACCAAGUCGGGAGCUGCUAGCAACACUUCGCAGCCAGGUGCCCAUCGACCUCAGACCAGAGCUCAGACCCGAGUAUUUGCCAUGACAGAGGAAGAGGCUGAGUGUAGGCCUAAUGUGAUCACAGGUACACUAUCCAUCUUCCAGCAUAAUGCUUUUGCAUUGAUUGAUUCUGGGUCAGAGCGUUCUUUUGUUAGUACUACAUUUGCAUGUCAUGCGAAUAGUGACCCUUCCCCCUUGGGUGGUGAGUUAGUGAUACAAACUCCUUUAGGUGAAGAGGUAGUAAGGAGUUUGGUGUACAGGGAGUGUCCAGUGCUAAUUAAUGGAGUUGUCUUGAAGGCAGACUUAAUACCUUUGGAGAUCAAAGAUUUUGAUGCCAUUCUUGGCAUGGAUUGGUUGGAUAGACAUCAUGCUUCCAUUGAUUGUUUCAAGAAGGAAGUUACUUUUCCUGUGUCUUCAGGACCCGCAGUGGUGUUAAAGGGUGUGAGAAGGACUUUGCCUUCAUGUUUAAUUUCAUCCAUGGAAGCUAGAAGAUUGUUGGGCAAGGGUUGCCCAAUGAUUUUGGCUCAUGUGGUAGAUACAAGAGUUAAGGAGCCAGCUUUAGAAGAGAUGCCAGUGGUGAGUGAGUUUCAGGAUGUUUUUCCUGAAGACUUACCAGGUUUACCACCAGAUAGAGAAAUGGAGUUUGCUAUAGAUUUACUACCUGGUACAGCUCCUAUUUCUAUACCACCUUAUCGGAUGGCACCAGCAGAGCUAAGAGAAUUGAAGACUCAAUUGCAAGAUCUUGUAGACAAGGGUUUUAUUCGACCAAGUGUAUCACCUUGGGGUGCACCAGUUCUCUUUGUAAAGAAGAAGGAUGGAUCUAUGAGGUUGUGCAUAGAUUACAGGCAAUUAAAUCGGGUGACAAUCAAGAACAAGUACCCAUUGCCAAGGAUUGAUGAUUUAUUUGAUCAAUUGAAGGGAGCAAAGGUGUUCUCUAAAAUUGAUUUGCGGUCUGGGUAUCAUCAGUUGAAGAUUAAGUCAGAGGAUGUCCCAAAGACAGCUUUUCGGACCCGUUAUGGCCAUUAUGAGUUUUUGGUGAUGCCAUUUGGUUUGACUAAUGCUCCUGCAGCUUUUAUGGAUUUGAUGAACAGGGUGUUUAGACCUUAUUUAGACAAGUUUGUCAUUGUGUUUAUUGAUGAUAUUUUGGUCUAUUCACCUUCAAACGAGGAGCAUGCUCAGCAUCUUAGGAUUGUUUUGCAAACUCUUCGGGAGAAGAAAUUAUAUGCUAAAUUCUCCAAGUGCGAGUUUUGGCUCUAUGAAGUUGGAUUUCUUGGACAUGUGGUGUCAGGAGAAGGGAUAUUUGUGGAUCCAAAGAAAGUUGAAGCCAUUGUAAAGUGGGAAAGGUCGAAGAAUGUUACCGAAGUUCAAGUUUUUCUUGGACUUACGGGUUAUUAUAGGAGAUUUGUGGAAGGAUUUUUCUUCAAUUGCCUUGCCAUUAUCAAAGUUAACUCGUAA
Molecule: messenger RNA, 3129 nt
Organism: Dioscorea cayenensis subsp. rotundata (Guinea yam)
Lineage: Eukaryota; Viridiplantae; Streptophyta; Magnoliopsida; Dioscoreales; Dioscoreaceae
Exons: 7
Coding region: 1-3129 (1042 amino acids)
Molecular function (GO): zinc ion binding; nucleic acid binding
Source: RefSeq, a predicted model, not a curated record